AUGGAAGAAGUUAAUAAAACUAAAAAUGGGAAACAUAGGACUGAAAGGCGAAAAGCAUACACUGCACACGGUGAACAAAUGUUGAUUAGUGAGAAUUUCGACAUUUUUAAAAUAAUACAUAAUAACCAUCAUAGUACAAUUGCAUUAUCGAAUUUUGCUAAUGCUGUGGUGGAGAAAACAAAUGUCACUAUUAAAAAAUUUAAGACAAUGUCAUCAACUAAAAAUGAAACUGAGAUUUUGAAAAAUUAUAAGAGGAUUGUAAGAGAGGUUAAACUAUUGAAUUUCUUGAAGUUUAGUUCAAACAUAAUUCAAUUAUACGAUAUAGAUGUCAUUUGUACUAAUGAUAUACAAAUUCCGAUGGAUGUCUAUCUAUAUGAGGAAGCGAUGGAAUCUGAUCUAGACAAAAUUAUUAAAUCUAAUCAACAUCUGUCAGACUUGCACUAUCAAAAUUUUUUAAAUCAACUAUUAUCUGCAGUUAAAUAUUUACAUUCUGCAGGUAUCAUUCAUGGUGAUAUUAAACCAAGUAAUGUGCUGGUUAAUUCGGAUUGUCAAAUUAAAUUAACAGGUUUUUCUUAUUCGGUGUCAACUGAAACUAAAAUAACUUCUAAUGACACAAUUAAAAGUAACGACUCACAAUCUUCAAAAUGGUACAGAGCUCCGGAACUGAUUUUAAAUUACAACGAAGUGUCAGAAGCAAGCGACGUAUGGUCUAUCGGAUGCGUGUUGGCAGAAUUAUUUAGCAAGAGAGCAUUCCUUAAGUCAAAAGACUAUCUUGGUCAACUUAAUCGACUAUUACAAAUAUUGGGAACACCUCCGCAAAGCGUACUCAGUAAAAUAAAGUCCAGUUCGGUCAAAGAUUACAUAAACAGGUUAGGCAUAAUACCAAGAGUCCGUUUCAAUAAAUUUUUUUCAAAUAUUAACUUCAUCUCAAUCGAUAUGCUAGAAAAGAUGUUACAAUAUGAUACAACUGAAAGAAUAACAAUUGAUGAUGCAUUGAACCAUACAUAUUUAAAGAUAUGGCAUGAACCCAAGGAUGAAUUUGUUUCAAAGGAAAAAUUCUCUUUUGAGUUUGAGAACAUUACUUCCUUGACAGAACUAUGUCAACUAAUCAUAAGGGAAGUUGACGAUGACUCAACAAGCAUGGAUGAAAAUGGCAAUAUCCAAUAUGCAGAAAAACCCACACUGCAAGAUACAGAUUCAAGUGAGGAAUGGAUUACGUAG
This is a messenger RNA of Tetrapisispora phaffii CBS 4417, 1221 nucleotides long. RefSeq lists its product as uncharacterized. The coding region runs from base 1 to 1221 and encodes 406 amino acids. The transcript has a single exon. Gene Ontology annotation, biological process: intracellular signal transduction; protein phosphorylation. The record is from RefSeq and is a predicted model, not a curated record. Gene Ontology annotation, cellular component: cytoplasm; nucleus. Lineage: Eukaryota; Fungi; Ascomycota; Saccharomycetes; Saccharomycetales; Saccharomycetaceae. Gene Ontology annotation, molecular function: protein serine/threonine kinase activity; ATP binding.